AUGGCACAGGUACCUCUCAAGAAAGACUCAAAAAUCGUGAUAAUCGGCGCUGGCGUAUUUGGUCUCAGCACAACACUGCACCUCCUCAAACGAGGCUAUACCAAUAUCCACAUCUUCGACCGACAACCCUUCGACAUCAACCAAUAUGACGAAACCCAAGGAGCAGAUGGAGCAUCCUGUGAUCUCAAUAAAAUCGUCCGGGCGUCCUACGGCGGCGAACAACUCUAUCAAAACCUAGCAUUCAAAGCAAUGCCCGAAUGGGAACGGUGGAAUAAAGACCUAGCAGCGACACCAAAAUCGCAACUGCCAAAAUCCCUCAAUCCAAAUAUCCCACUCUGGCAUAACUCGGGCUUCCUCCGUCUUAGCAAAAAUGGUCUGGAAGCGAAAGAAAUCGAAACACAAUCCAACUUCCCAUCUUCGAUAAACCACACGCAAUACCGCAUCUCAGACCCCAAACGCAGAGCCGAAGCCAUAGAUCUCGGAAUCCCAUCAACAAAACUCGACCCUUUUAGCCGUCUCCCACGCAAUCUCCCCGUAGACGGAAUUCUAGACACAACAGCCGGUUACGUCCUCGCCUCACGAGCUUGCGCAUGGGCACUCCAUCUAAUCCGAAAGUCUGGCUACGUAACAACACAUUUCGGUCCCAAUAACGCUCUUCAAUCCCUCAUGAAAACCAAGAACAAAAUCACAGGAAUCGUAACGACUGGGAUAGAACGACAUACCGCGGAUUUCGUCCUCGUGGCUUGUGGCGGUUGGACACCGAGUUUAAUUCCCGAAACAGAAGAGAUUUUAGAAACGACCGCAGGAUCAGUCUUGUCGAUUCAAAUUCCGAAGGAGAGGAAGGAUUUGUGGGACAAAUUCGACGAAAAGGUUUUCCCGGUGUGGAGUUGGGGCAUGGGGUCUUAUUCCGCUCACCCAAAUGCCUCUGCUUCUGAGAAUGAAAAUAUAGGAGGCCUCUACGGCCUUCCCCUCACACCCGAAGGAAUUCUAAAAAUCGCGUUCAGAGGUGCGAAAUGGACAUCUUAUACCCGUCGUUCAUCAGUCGGGAAACAACUCUCAUACCCGCAGACACAAACCGACAAGAUUCCUCUCGAAGCAAUGCGCGUCAUUCGCUCCUUCGUUUCGGAAAACCUCCCGGAACUUUUAGACCUCGAUCUCACAAAUCUUCGGUUGUGUUGGUAUACUGACAGCGUGGACAACUCCUUUCUGAUAGAUUACGUGCCCGGCGUGGAAGGUCUUGUUGUCGCGAGUGGGGGAAGUGGACACGGAUUCAAAUUUUUGCCGGUUUUGGGGGAGCAUGUUGUGGAUGUCAUCGAAGGGAAGGACACCGAAUAUACGAGGUUGUUUAAGUGGAAAGGUGUACCGCAAGGAAGAAAGAAUGGAUUGGAGGAAGGACCUAGUGGUUGGAGAACGUUGGACAAGCAGAGGAUGGUUGGAAAUAAGGAAUGGAGGGAAGGAUUCUCAGAUGGUACUGCUGUCACAAGUAAGCUGUGA
Pseudocercospora fijiensis CIRAD86 is the source of this 1494-nucleotide messenger RNA. RefSeq lists its product as uncharacterized. Gene Ontology annotation, molecular function: sarcosine oxidase activity; flavin adenine dinucleotide binding. The record is from RefSeq and is a predicted model, not a curated record. The coding region runs from base 1 to 1494 and encodes 497 amino acids. NCBI's taxonomy places the organism in Eukaryota, Fungi, Ascomycota, Dothideomycetes, Mycosphaerellales, Mycosphaerellaceae. The transcript has a single exon.